Messenger RNA from Papilio xuthus (Asian swallowtail), 502 nucleotides. RefSeq lists its product as uncharacterized. The transcript is spliced from 6 exons. The coding region runs from base 105 to 500 and encodes 131 amino acids. The record is from RefSeq and is a predicted model, not a curated record. Lineage: Eukaryota; Metazoa; Arthropoda; Insecta; Lepidoptera; Papilionidae.
GACCUUGUCGCUUUACAUUAUAGCGCGAAAAUUCACACCGCACGAUACACCACCGUGUCUCGGAAAUUUAUCACACGUAUAUUUUGUUUAUUUCACUAACAAAAAUGAUGAAACUAUGCCCCGUGUUGUUUGUGAUUGGAUUUAUUUUCAUUAACGUGGAAGGAGCACCGUUCGAUCAAAAUGACAUAAGCGCGGCUGCGGCUAAUGGUGAUUGGAAUACAUUUCACCGUCUCAUUCAAAACAAAUUUCGUUUAGCACGUAAUCGCAUUGAGGACAAAUUUAAAUUAAUGCGUCGCCGAUUGAGUCAAGGAUUCGACUUCAAACCUAAUUUUGAUAGUAUCAGAAGCUUGCAGCCUGAUGGUCCGGAUUCAAACGUGUACGGAGAAGCUCAGUAUAGCUUCCAUUCGUCUUCUAAUGUGAAUGGACAAAAGAGCGAGCAGCGCGGCGGUCGCAGGAUCGUCAACAAAAAUGGAGUAGUCGAAGAAUACGAAUUACCUUAAUC